Molecule: messenger RNA, 315 nt
Organism: Amoebophrya sp. A120
Lineage: Eukaryota; Dinophyceae; Syndiniales; Amoebophryaceae
Source: the annotation of a GenBank genome assembly
AUGAUAGUACCACGUCUUACCACUCAUUACCGAGCCAGCUUCGGCCGCUAUUUGGGCCCUUUUGAUUUCCUUAGUACCCUCUUCGAGCUCAAAAGCAGUCGCAGUUCAGGUACAAACAUAACGAUGGAUACUUUCUCGCGCACGGACACGACAACUUCUACGCCUAUUAUUUGGGUACAGUUUAACGAAUCAAGUUUACACGACUUUCGAAAUCAGAUCGAACAAAAAAGUCUCAACAUAUUUGGCGGGAGCCAGCACUGGCCCCCAAGCGACGAAAAAGAUCCUGUCCACAUGAUUUGGAGGAAAAAGUGUUAA